GUCAAUGGCUUGGAUGGAAAUAGAGAAAAUUAAUAGGUUUCCUACUAUUUAGUUUCCAAAUUUCUUACCGAAUUCUGAAUCUCCAAAUCAUAAAUUUAGUAACAUCAAUGCUAAUUAACAAAUGGUAGAGAAUUUACCCAAGAAUGACUAACUAAAUCUAAUCUCUAGUUCAUAAAAUAAUAUUGCACUCAUUUUGAAUCAUUGAAAUCCAAUUUGUGAAAAACUCAUGAACUGAGAUAAGACUUUUACUACUGUUUAACCCAAAGUAUACCUAGUUGGAGGUUCGUUUUGAUGCCGUUUGGAACUCUUUUUUUGACGGCAUGAAGUACUUCAGCGUUUUAGUAUUCACUUGUGCGUUACUGUCUUCGGGUAUAAUAGGCUCGGACGCUGGAUGUGGAUUUGAGUCAUGCCCCGCAUUAAGGCAGGAUAUGAUCAAUGUUCACCUGGUUCCACAUUCACACGAUGACGUCGGAUGGCUAAAGACCUUUGAUCAAUAUUAUUAUGGAGCUGAGAAUCAAAUACAACAUGCAGGAGUGCAAUAUAUUUUGGAUUCAGUGGUUCAGGAACUCUUAAAAGAUUCAAAUCGACGUUUUAUCCAGGUUGAAACAUCGUUUUUCUUUAAAUGGUUUAACGAGCAAUCAGAGACUAUAAAAUUGGCGGUGAAUAAAUUGGUUCAGAAUGGACAAUUGGAAUUCACAGGCGGCGGUUGGAGUAUGAACGAUGAAGCAGCGGCUCAUUAUCAAAGUAUUAUCGAUCAAUUCAGUGUGGGCUUGAAGUACCUAAGUGACACAUUUGGUACUUGUGGCCGUCCCAAUAUUGGUUGGCAAAUCGAUCCAUUUGGGCAUUCGCGAGAAAUGGCUUCGAUAUUCGCACAAAUGGGAUAUAGUGGCGAAUUUUUCGCCCGCAUCGAUUAUAUAGACAAGAGGAAACGAAUGGAAGACUUAAGCAUGGAAAUGAUAUGGCAAUCUAGUGAAUCGCUUAGCAACUCGGAUUUCUUUGCUGGAUCACUUUAUGGCCAUUAUUCAGCUCCGGGUGGUUAUUGCUUCGACGUCUAUUACGGGGAUGAUCCAAUUAUCGAUGGGGAUAGUUUCGAUAACAAUGUUGGAUCCAGAGUUAAUGAUUUUCUAAGCCAUGUAACAACAGUGUCAAAGGCGUAUAGGACCGAUCACGUUAUGGUUCCCAUGGGUGAUGAUUUUCAGUAUGAGAAUGCAGAAGUCAAUUUUAAGAACAUGGACAAACUUAUCAAAUACAUAAAUGCCCGUCAAACCGAAGGGUCUCGUGUCAACAUUUUCUACUCGACGCCGGGAUGUUAUCUGAAGGCCCUUCAUCAGCUUGAACAAACGUGGCCCAAUAAAACCCAGGACUUCUUUCCAUAUUCUAGCGAUAGUCACGCUUAUUGGACUGGUUACUUUACUUCACGUCCAACUCAGAAGCGGUUUGAAAGAGAUGGAAAUCAUUUCCUUCAGGUUGUGAAACAGCUAAGUACAUUCGCCAAUCUGACUACCAGCCAGCACACAAAUCCUUUGAAUACUCUGCGUCAGAUCAUGGGCGUAAUGCAGCAUCAUGAUGCCAUUACGGGCACAGAAAAGCAAACUGUGGCCCGCGACUAUGAUCGCCUUUUAACCGACGCCAUAGUUGGAGCUGAAACAAAUGCUCGUGAUGCCCUUAGGAUUCUAACCAAUCUUACCACUGGAGAGUUCUCCAGUUGCUUGGAGUUGAACAUUAGUGUCUGUGCUUUAACUCAGGAGAGUGCCAAUAAUCUGGUGGUGACCCUUUUCAAUCCUUUGGCCCACACUUCCACCCAAUAUGUACGUGUUCCCGUGAAGGAUAAGAACUAUGUUAUUGCUGAUGAAAAAGGUCGGGAAGUAUCUUUCGAGCUUGUCCCCGUUCCAGCAGAGGUCUUAGCUCUUGGACACCGAUCAAAUGUCACUCAGCACGAAUUAGUGUUCAAGGCCUCAGUAGAAAAGAUUGCCAGCUUCUACAUACGAAUCCUGCCAACUCCAAGAAGUCAGGUAGAUCGAUCUGGACUGUCAUCCCGAAGUUCUUAUUCGAAGAAGUGGCGUCCAUCUUAUCGUGCACUUAGCGAUGAAAAUGAUUUGGAGAUUCAGAAUUCGCUCAUAAAACUAGUGUUCGACAAUAGUACUGGACGAUUAAAAACUGUUGUCAUGAACGGAGUUACUGCAAAUAUCGAACAGACCUUUGCCAUCUAUCAAGGAUUCCUUGGCAAUAAUGGUGAGGAGAAAAAUCGGUCUUCGGGGGCCUAUGUGUUUCGUCCGGAUGGGGACAUUAAAGAGUUGAACGAUAAAAUCGAUCUAACGGUAUAUAAUGGCGACAGAGUUCAGGAAGUACAUCAACAUGUUAACGAAUGGAUUUCGCAAGUAAUCCGUUUAUAUGAUGGUGUUAAUCGUGUGGAGUUCGAGUGGCUGGUUGGAUCCAUUCCAGUAGAUGAUGAUACUAGCAAAGAGAUAGUAACUCGCUUUAAAAGUGACAUCUCAUCGAAUGGAGUAUUUUACACUGAUUCGAACGGUCGGGAGAUGCUUGAAAGAAAGCGGAACAAACGCGAAAAUUUUGAUCCCGAUUUGACAGAAGAAAUAAGUGCUAACUAUUAUCCAGUGACGACUAGAAUUUCAAUUCAAGAUGAGAAGAAACGCAUGACUCUGCUCAAUGAUCGUGCUCAAGGUGGUUCAAGUCAAGAAGAUGGAGUACUGGAACUGAUGAUCCAUCGCCGCUUAUUAUCGGAUGAUAAUUUUGGAGUCGCAGAAGCUCUUAACGAACAGCAGUUUGGUACAGGUUUGGUGGCACGUGGAAAAGUUUUUCUAAUUGUUAAUUAUGUGUCAGAAAAACUCACACGAGCUGAACGCUUGACACAGGAGGAAAUUCAUCUACCAUUCUGGAAAUUCUUUAGUAAAUCCAACAGCGUUGCUACCGUCCUGCCAAAUAAGCUUCCCGACUUUACUGACUUGCCACAAUCCAUAAAUCUUUUGACUCUGGAACCGUAUUCAAGUAAUGAGAUCUUACUUCGAUUGGAACACGUGAUGGAUCAUACUGAAAGCAAUGUGCUAAGUUUUAACAUACGAACAUUAUUUGAUACAUUGGGUGGACAAGAGAUUCGAGAGACUACAUUAGAUGGAAACCUGCCACUUGAUGAGAUGAAGAGACUCAAAUUCCAUCACGAUGCCGAUGGAACGGAUUCCUCUAAAGUUAAGUAUUUCACAGCCUCUCACAAGCCAUUGACAGCAAAUGCAACAAUGGAUGAUUCGUAUUUCAGCGUCACCUUGUACCCAAUGCAGAUUCGAACCUUUAUUAUCAAGCGUUAAUAAAAUAUCAAGUGUAUUAUCAUAUUGUUGGAAAAAUAAAAUUUAAAUAUUGUGUUUACAAAA
Messenger RNA from Drosophila willistoni, 3380 nucleotides. RefSeq names its product lysosomal alpha-mannosidase (gene LManI). Gene Ontology annotation, biological process: mannose metabolic process. Gene Ontology annotation, molecular function: alpha-mannosidase activity; carbohydrate binding. Bases 321 to 3317 code for a protein of 998 amino acids. The record is from RefSeq and is a predicted model, not a curated record. The transcript has 7 exons. Gene Ontology annotation, cellular component: lysosome. Lineage: Eukaryota; Metazoa; Arthropoda; Insecta; Diptera; Drosophilidae.